AUGUCGGGCAUCCAGAAGUUUGAUGUUUCACCGCUUUCUGAGAAAUCGAACUUCGUAAUCCCAUUUAGAAUUAACUUUGAAAAGGUCGUUAUCCUAUUUUUUAAGCGAACCAUUGUAGGACGGUCGAAAACGUAUAUGGGACGGUGUUAGGACACACGAUAGGCACGUAAAUUUUUAUUUGCAUAUUAAUUUUGUAGUGUUUCUAUUUUAAUCUACCACAAAGAUCGUCGUUGCUUUGUUUUCGUAAAACAAUUCAGACCUGGUAAGUUAUCUUAAUCCUCUAUCAAUUGGCUAAUCCACAUACUUAUUUCUUUCACUUGCGCCGAUUAUAAUAACCUAUAACUGCUCUGGACGAAUUAUUGCGUAUGUAGAAAGCCAGACGUGAAUUUAGAAUUUCUUCAGCCUUCGACUUGUUGAGUCCUAGUCGGAUAUUUUCUGGUCAGGAAAUUCUGAUGUUGCGAGAACAUUUAAAUGUCCUCAAUCUACAUGUAGAUUGAGUCAGACCCAUUCCCCUCUCUAUCCCGCGUACACUGAAAUGGUAAGUAUCGGGCUUAGGCCGACAAGAAGUGGUAUCCAAUCGAUCGGCACAGUUCCUAACUAAUAUUCUUUGGUCCUCCUCUGGCUACCACGCCAAUUUGUUCUUUAGCUUUCUGGGUUUCUGGUCUGCCAGCCGUCCAUUUUAUGUAUUAUAAGAUACGAGGUUACAAUCCUUCUGUAGAUUUUAUGGCGGAGGUGCGUUCUUCGGGAAUAAUAGGGACACUCUGACACGAACUGUUGGAUUUUCUGCAGUUAGCACAGUUGUAGCCGAUGAUGAAUUGGGAUUCCGCACCGCGAGUCGUACGCAUCACACACUAGUCCGUUUCGCGUUUCCCUUUUACAUGAAAUAUCCCCUCUUCCCCGGAAUUUCAACUCUAGUCGUGAGUCUUUAAUCUGCCUUAUUCUCCGUGAACUCUUCUUGCAGUAACUGGUUGAGUAGAGGGCAUCUGAUCGAAGUUCCUUGUGUAAUUUUAGUUUUGAUUUUGUUUGGGGAGCUACAGGAGGUGUUCUGUACGUGCACGUAGACUUUUUGGACAUACCUACAAAGCACAGCAUUAUAUAUUGCGGAAUGGAAAUGACAACUCCCGUUUCGCCUCAAAGCUCUGGCUCAAGAUUCCCUGCAAGCGGUCGCAUAGUAGCCAACAGUCAGUAUUAGAGCAAUGUCGCUUAAGGAAGUACAUAGGCACUGGACUGACAUCAUCCGACUCAUCAGCCGUCAUUGACCCUUGAUACCCCAACCCGAAUGCUGAACUUGGGUCCUGUGAGUCAUUUGACUUGAUAUACUGGACUUAUGCUCUGUUGCCCGAAAUCUGGCGUACGAAUCAGGCCCAAACGUCAAUUUUUAUCCUAAGUGCAGGAGCAAUGUUUGCAUUUACGCCUUGCCAUAAAUUUUGGUAGUAAUUUCUGCGCCUGGAUAUUUCGCCGAAACAGCAAGUGGAAAAAGUACUUUUUGGGCCUGACGCACCUAUGAAGCCGCGAACAGGUGACCUUUUUCAGGGCGGAAACCUCUCGUUUUUUUCGAACAAUUAUCGAGAUAAACUGCUUCCUGCCAAACUCCUAUGUAAUGCUUGACGACCAUUUCUGAGCGGAUCGCUCUGUUCUAAAUAUUAAAAAUGGGAUUUCUUUCUAUAUGACACCACUGUAAGUUAUUGGGGACGUUAUGCUCAAUACUUAUCAACAUCGCAAUCACACUUAAGUAUUUGGUUAUCUUCCAUGUCUUGCAUGUUUUGAAGCGGUUUAUAUCGACCACCUUUGCGAACUAAAGCUCAUUUGACGAGCAUCCCAGGACAACGGUAUAGAGUUUUUGUAUAACACUUCACUACGUCAAAUGCAUGUCAGUCUGUCUCACCGAAAACAUGGCGAGAACCUAUGUCCGAGGUUCAACUCCUCAUCAUUUAAGUGUUCAGAUAAAUCACAACACAUUCCAGAUUAACCUGGACAUGCUGGGGCAUUUGGCAUGUCGUUGCCUGUUCUAUUCGUCCACGAUAGUUAGUUCGACUCGCCCGCUCCAAGGGUUUGACGUAGUAAUAUUUAUUUCGCGUAUAUGCUCUACACUCCUUGCAAGACUUUGGGCUUCCCCUCACUACACGUUCCUUGUUCCCCUAGUUAAAAGAAGCUACCGGCUCGAUUUUGCCACUAUCCAGAUAGAAUUCUUUUUAGUCAAUAAACACUUCUGUGUUGCUAUGUAGCUGCCCUCGAGUGCUCAAGAUUGAGGCUCAAGGCACAACGUCCCGUAACCUGAACGGUGAACGCCGUUCCAUCGUAAUCACCGUUUCUGUGGUGGUGGUGAUGAUGGUGUUGGUGGUUAGGAAUGGCGGAAGGUAAAACGGUAAAUCUGUCGAGGGCUUGUAAUUUACAGCUUGCGCACGUAGUGCUUGUGUACCUUAACCUUCCUCGCCGUACCUGGGUAAUGAGAUGCGGCGAUUCAAGCAAUUUCACGGACGAUCGCUGUCUCCGAGGUCCGCUAGAGAUUCACCUAAGGCAAAGAGAGUGUACGAUUAUCUGUUCUAGCUUUAUGUUGAUUUUACCACGAUAAAAUCCUUUACCGACCUGAUGCACAGACAUCUCUCCUGCUGAGCAUAUUUACAUGAGACGGAUUAACCACUACACUCAUAAAGCAAACAUACUCGCUGCCAGUUUUGAUGUUAACUAACUUGUGAGUGGGGAGGGCUGACUGAUUAGGUAAAAUUGUUCAAUUGUUGUCUUGACCUACACAUCACCACCUGGAGUUUACGGCUUGACCAUCAGGAAACGUAGUGCUUUCGGGAAUUGAGGGGACUUUUAUAAAAGAUGAGUAGUCGAGCACUGGUAAUGUGGGUUUUAUCUGAGGCUUCCAAAUGUGUUCUUGAACACACCACCAGAGAUAUAUAAAAAAAAGCUGUCCCUUGUUUUCCUUUUUUGACCUCUGCGGCGAGCCUUCUCAGGCUAUCUUUUCUGUAUUUUCAUUUAUCCAAAACGGCAGUUAUCUACUACGCGAGCUUACGAAGGGCCGCUGGCGAAGACGUAACUGCGGUGGGCAACGUUCCGUCAACUCCGCGUGAUGCACAGGGCAAUCCCAUAUCGUUGCCCCCUUCGGCCGGCGACACGAUCGAGCUGUGCGCAGGCAUUGUUGACAAGAAUGGUGCAAGCAUAGAGCAGACCGCAGUAGAGGAAGUUCUAGAGGAGUGCGGCUAUCGCGUGUCGGUGUCCGAUUUGAAGAAGAUUUGUUUCGUUGCGUACGUAUACUGCCUCAUUGUCUUAGAGUUGCGAAAACUCCUAUUGAAAAAUUCAAAAGGCAAUUUGGCGAACGUACGCCUGAUUUCCAUAAAUUCUAUUCAGACCUGUAUAUUUAUAUGGCUAUUGAAGUAAUGAAUCAAAAGAUACGAGAACGUAGAUAAUUAUGCUGUAGCUCGGGUUUGGGGAGGGAAGGGGGAAAGUGAAACACCGAAAUUUUAGUUAGCGUCAGGGAGAAGCUGCGCUCCGGUAUGCCGGUGGCUGGCUUGGUGGCUUUGAACCAUGGCAACUAUGGGACCCGUAUGAAGUUCUUCUGUGCUCAUAGGACCGGUUCGCGUAACUUGAUCGCAGCCGCCUCUGCCGUAGCUGACCGGCACCGCUCAAGUAGUUUUGGAUAGCUUGACUUAACCUUGUAGAUUACUCAGAAGGCCUCUCUGGCGCCUACACGGUGGUCUCUGUUUACCAUCGGCGCGAGGAUAGAGCUGUUGGUGUUCUUUACUUGACCCUUUCCUAGCCAUGCUCGAAGAUGUUCUUUUACUCUUUUUGACAAACGCCGGCAACACAUGUUGGCUACGGCAAAUUCGGCUGCAAUCAGGCUACGCGAAUCGGUCAUAUGUACACAGAAGAACUUCAUACAGUCUCACAAUUACCAUGACUCAAAGCAACUAAGCCAGCUAUCGGCAUAUAAUUAUCUUCCUUGGGUCCACCUUCUUCCUGGCGCUGACUAGAAUUUUGGUGUUUCACUAUCCCCCUUCCCUCUCAAAACCCUAGCUACAGCAUAAUUAUCUACUUACCAUUAUCUUUUGAUUCAUCACUUCAAUAGCCAUCUAAAUGUACAGGCCUGAAGAGGAUUUAUCGAAAGCAGACGUACGCUCGCCAAAUUGCCUUUUGAAUGCUUCAUUGUCUCCCCAUUAUUUACUUCAGACCCCUGUUAACACCUUAACCAUCAGAUAAAUUAUUUUCAAUACAUGCCCACUGAAAGGAAGUAGGCCAGGUCUUUCGAAUGCAACUUCCGCUUUCUUUGAGUUUUAAAUUCGUAAUUUAACCCAUAGCCAUAUGCGGGAACAGGAGAUAAUAGGCCCACAGGUGAUCAAUGUUUAUAGGAUGCGCCUCUUGCACGAUUGCAUAUUUAUUGAUAAGUCCUGCUGAGCACUCAUUACGGAUGUUCCUUAUUGACACGGCAAGUGCUUGGCCAGGCACUUACGAGUCACCGGUGUUGGUAGUCAGUACACUCCCCGGACCACAAGACUCCCGUGUUCUGCACAGACAGGAUCAUCUCUGGAAGAGUUGCGUUUAUUAAUUACAUGCGGGUCUACGAAUCAUGAAUCUGUCAUUUCGUGAUUCACACGCGUAGUGUUGAGUUAGCGACCUUGGUAGCAAUCUUACUGUUCAUAUGUAUUCGGCCGUUGGCCUUAUGGGUAAACUACGCUUUCUUCCACGUAAUUGCUUUGAUCUCUACCACAUCAGAUCCGGCAAACGACUGCUAUAGUAUGUUGGCGUGGCGGCGGACCCUUCGAAGCAGUUCGAGAUGACGACUACAGCUUCUGGGAGGUUUCGUAUGUACGGGAGGGUUCGCUAGAAUUUGGUUUUAGAAGGCCUUCUCGUCUCAUGUUUGAGUACACAGUUUCACGAGAUCGCAUGAGGUGCUACUCAUUCGGAACACUAGAGCUAUCAUCCUACUGUUAGACCUUGUAACUGUCGGUGAACGAAGGCUAAGUCUAUCACACUUGUGCUUGCACUGAGGCUUUUUGACUCGUUGCUGCUGUCCCCCCUAUCACAGGGUUUUCGGUUGGUUCUGUCGCUUCUGAUAAUCCGUUAGUGUAUUCGUUGUCGUACGUGGUGGAUAUGGGGACACGUCUAAACGUUGGUCUUCACGUCGUCCCGGUCACGGCGACGAGUCCCAUCAAACUCGGGCAGUUGACUGGACAAUUGACUGGUGCCUGGGAUUGGGGGGAAGAGUGAGGUCGACACUGUGAAAUCCAUUCCCCCGGUAUACCAGCGCAUUCCUCACAAAAAUUAACAUGAAGCGCUUGAAUCUAUCACGACGCGCCAAGAGUCGUGAGUUGGAAGUUUACCAAUUGGCGGGAUAGUUAGUUCCUCUCCAGGCUCUGUGGUUCCUACAUAAUGUGGCCUUUACGGCACUCUCAUGCGCAUGAAAUCUGAGCCGCCUUCGUGAGAACCCAGUACAUGUUGUGGAGACCGGGUCGUGUGCAGCACGCAUGGACAGACUGUUUGGCUUUGUCAGUCACUGCGGCUGAUCCCGUCUCUGACAUCUCUUGCCAUCGGGCCAAUGUGGGUGAGGGAAGAGAGAGAGAGAGAGUGCGGUAGAUGCUGCGGAAGUCACCAGUGCUGCGCCUUCUCCGUGGGGCGCAUGCUGGGUGUCAUCGUUUGCAACGGUCGAAGGGCCGUAUUCACCAUGCUGAUGUUGUCUAAUUGCCCAAGCAUAAUCCUGAAAAUAAUACUGGUUUCUUCUUUGCCUAGGUGGACUGACAUCUUUUGGCUGACCUCGUCGUGUUUAGCCGGCUUCGCCUGUGCCGUAAACAUAAGUGUGCGAAUUUAUGCGAGUAACCGUGACCUAUAACGACAGCCUGCUCGUACAUGCGGGGCGUUAGGGGUGGGGUCGGAGGGUAAUCCAGUUUAGCCUUAAAAUGCCUCAAAGUCGCACCUGAAUGUCAUAUUGCCGUUGCCCGUAAAUGUCCCGUAUUCAUCAGACAGGGUUGGCGUUGACGGUACCCGAAAGGCGGAUAGGCACCGAAACGGGCUUUGUCUUUGAGAAAUAAAGAUUUAUGUAUUGCCGAACCCAUGUAGGUUUUAUGGACUGCUUGUCUGAUAACAUCUGCGGAUCUCGUAUUUAGUGGACAAUCGAGGAAACGCAUCGGAUAACUGCAAUAAAGACUGUAAGACCGCAAGACUGUGAUAAGUAUCGAAGUAAACCUGCCCGAGAUCUCCAACGCACUUCAAGUAACCGUGAUACCAACAGGUUGUGCCGGAUUUUGAGAAAACAGUCGAUCUUAUAAUCUGCCCAUUUCAGCGGAACGAUACUGGCUUUAGUAUCAGACAAAUCGUGAUGGGACAAAGAACCACCUUACCGACCUUUUUGGACCAGGUGGGCUCGCCCUCCACCGUUAGUUAUAUUCCAGUUUAGGGACACCCCGGCGCCAAAAUGCAAUUGCGACCCCAGUUAGCCAUCUGCUGCGGAGACGCUUAGCUUGCUGCCUUAGCCGAAGAACAGUAAUUUGCAAGUAGCGUCGCACCACACGGCCUUCUGACACUAAUUUAGGAAACAGGGAGUGCCUCCCUAGACCAAAACGAUCUAAGUGUUCCACUAUCCUUCAAUAAAGUCUAAAAGUUGCUAUAUAAAACGGUCAUGGGAUCGAUAUUCCUGACAUUAUUCCUGACAUUGUCGCUGUAGUCUCCGUAGUUGUUUCCGUUUGUGCCUAGGUAUGUGGCCAGGGGUGAAUGAUUGUGGCCUUUGGUGGGUGCAUGGUUGUUCUAUUCAAUACUUAUUAUUUUAACCAUCUGGGCUACGAUGCCCCGACCAGGAGCAGUGAGUCAAAUCACAUCUACGUCAAGUUACCCGCCCAAGUUAGUGCAAAGUAUGGAAUCCACCGAAUCCGAUGCAUUAAGCUGACUGCGCAAGCAGGAUUUCCUAAGUAAUCAAUCUAGCAUCCACCAGAUGUAAAUAUCAGGUCCAGUUAUUUAAUGGGUGUUUUGACGUUUUAUAAUACUUGUCUGACCUAAUUUUGAGAAACUUGACGGCCUCCGUUGGAUUCGGACCCACCACAAUAAUUGCAAGGCGGGUAACCUGGCCCGAGUGUGAUUAACCUCACGGCUCUCGGUCGGGGCUUCGUAGCUCUGAUGUUUAGAACGUUGGUUGUAUUCAAGUCUUGUCGUUGCUAUCGUGGGCCCAAAUGCCAUCGAGGUUUCGACAGUUGGAUCGGAGAAAUUAAUCGAAUCUGCCAAAACGUCUCUUGUUUGUUAUGUCCCGAAUGUCGCCCCCUACUGCCAGCAGACAGCUCUGGUCUGAUUCGUUAGUUUUUCUCCCGUAUUCCACUCUAUCCAUCUGAUUCCCACGGGCAAUGACACCGAAGCUACAUCGGUUGAUUAAAACCUCUUUGCAGAGAUGCAGCCUACUGCGACCUGGAUAGGAGCGAUGGCAACCAACAUGACCUGAAAAUAAGCGCAUUCAAGACGCCGGAUACACCUGUCUGGGCACUGUAUAAGAUAAACGCCUGGGGUAGUAGACAGCUUCUGUCAUUCGGCCAAACGAACUUGACCAUGCUGCCGGACAAGGGCUCUUGGCCUCUGUCUGGCUAGGCCGAAACCUUUUGAUCAGCCGAUCUAGGUUGCGAGACAACUUCCGUCAAGACACGUACCCUCUCUACUCGUUUGAAGCUUGGCCCCCGAGUUCGAACGAUAUUCAUCGCCUGCGGGUACUUGCACAACUGCGACUGCGCCCAUCUCCAAUGGACGGCCGGUUAGUUGAUUAGGGCCAUAACCGCCCACCUGCGCCAUAUUUACUCGCUGGAUUAACUGUCUUGGCUAUGGGCUGCGCCAAUCUGAAGGCGAAAUCGUCCCCACGUCGUCCGACUGACAGUGGCGUCAAGGUGGCCAGCUAAGAACAUGGUGAAAGCUGAUUUCUAGCGCACAUCCGACGCUUCCGUCUGUACGGCUGGCAUGUUAGUUGGCCAAAUUUCGUUCUGCAUUCUGCUGCGGACGAUUUUCGGUGAUGUAGUGAGCCCGCAGCGUUUAGCUGGUUUAAUCUGCCAGAUGUCGUUACAAGUAUGAGUUGAUGGUAUUUAGGAUUAUGCGCAGUUUUCAUACACCGGAGCGAAGUCUACUCAGGUUUCUUCUCGUCAAGUGCACUGCACUCUGUUUAUAAUAUCAUCGUCCUACUUAACUGUUAGGACAUUGUCAAAACACUCAUGUUUGGAGCUGAAUAUUUGCUGCGGCUCAACUCAAGAUGGUCUGACCCUCUGGCUUAUAUCAGCUUCUAUUCGUAGGAACAAACUAUUCCGGGGAAUAAAGAGGUGUUUUUGGUAGAUUCGAGUAAUUCAUUUGACUGAAUCUUAUGAAACUCGGCGACCUCGGUGGGAUUCGAACCCACGACACCAGGGGUAGGGCCUGAGUACAGCUAACACUAACCAUCUGAGCUGCAAGGCCCCUCCUGUCUCAAGUUGCUCGCUUAGCCAAGUACAACAUAUGGAAUCCACCAAUUCUGAUACAGUCAGCCGACUUCCCGUGCAAGUUUACUAAGCAAUCAGUCUAGGCAAGAUGGCUAGGGAUUUGGCCUUGUCCUUUUAAGUCGUGGGUUCGGUUCCCACUGAGGCCGCCGAGUUUUUCACAAUCCAGUCAAAUGACUUAUUCCAAGAAAAUCUUCGCCACGGCGUCUUUCUCCCACUACCGCACUUUCUGCAGGUCCGCAAGAAGUGCUCCUGUCGACCAGUGUUCUGGUCUAUCCUACGUUGGUGGUUCAAAGCAUGCCCAAGAGCAUCAGAUCAUCGUACCUGCCCUAACAUGCUUAUGCUAGAUUAAAGUUUGACCAAACGAACAGCGUGUAGUGAGCUCGAUUACUGUUGCCGGACAGGCGCAUAGGUACGUAUGUACUGCGCCUCAGCAAGUCUUCAGAGUUUUUUUUGACUGCGGUCCACGCCAAUAGCGCGUUCCUCCUGUCAGGUGAAGGAGGCAGACCGACUAGGCCGCCUUUACUGAACGAGGUCGUACGAUCGGCUGGCAGCGAGUGUUGGCAGGGCUGUGUGAGCGGCCUGGGCUACAGUUAAAUGGAGCCGAGGAGAGUGAAGGCCAGUCCAUCAGUCGACAAAUCCGUACGAAGUGAGUAAAUAAUGAUGGCGAUAAAAGUGGCUACGGACGCAAGCGGCUGCUGCCGCGUGUGUGUAUGUGAAGAGCCUGUGUAGCCUCGUAGCGAUGGCCCGCAGCAUCCUGUUAGUGCGUUGCAACAACGUAGAAAUCGAAGCCAUUAGUAGGGCUACCGCGCUUCCAAAUGUACUACGGCAUUGGACCCUCUAAAAGGCCACUUGGAACAAUGCAGUUCGCGAGAGCAAAUAUCAGAAAUCAAACCCGCCAUUGUUUUUUGCCUUCUCCGUUUACACGAUGCCGAAUUUGGGCUUGGGAAAGAGAAUGACUGGCCAUGGGUGUGCAGAUGGCAAAAUGACUAUGAGUGACAAGACUACGGUGCUGCGGAAGGUCACGCCAUCGUGUUCAUCCGAGAACUGCUAGCAGAUUGGGUACUCCACCGGGGUUAAAAGACAGUUUAUGAGAUGAGCACAUACGGUCGUUUCUGUCGCAAUUGUUGGAAGUCUGCGUUUUUUGGGCCAAAUAGGGGCAAACGAUAUGGCACACUAGAGCUAGUGCACCAGUAUUAACAGCCAGCACGGCCAUUGAGGCUUAAUACUCAGUCGAACCAGUUGGCCCCCAAGGUCCUUGAAUGCCUGGAAUGUGUAUUACGCACAGCCAAAAGGGUAAAUUCCUUGCAGGAAUUCGUCCGCAAAAAUCCUCGCUGAUUGCAAGGCGCAGCGGUAUCCAAGUGUUUAGAGAGGGGAAAGCACACCACGACAGCCGGGAAGGACUGAGUGAAGGCGCCCCUCUGAUUAGAACUGCGAAUAUUGCUCUGAACGUUCGACUCCUUAAAUGCCGCCCAGCAGGAGGUAGUGGGGCGUCUAGUUGUGUUAUUUUUAGGCUUUGUAAUUGUAUCCCUCCGCCCUCGUUUACCCAUGUGGUCUACCAAGCGGUUGUCGUGUCGCUAUUUUCAGUUCCCGCUCGUGAUUGAAAAUAAUAGUAAUAAUAAUAAUAACAAGUAUUAAUCCAAAGAUCUUAAUUGUCUGCGUCGUACACUGCACAUGCACUGGACGUUAAGUCGCUUUCGGACGUAGUUACUUAUGUGACAUGGACUUUGCAGCGGCCGAGUCAUCAGUGUACUUUGAUUCGAUGUAGCCACAUGUCAAGGCAGGGGGUGACUAGUGGGAUAUGAUUUAUCCUGCGCGAGACCGUUGGGCCCUCCCAACACUGCCUCAUACCUGCUUCUGGAAACUUUUUUCUCAGAUGUACAGCCAUCCCGAAUUACCUCGGCGUCCAACAAGUAAUUAGUGACUAUUCUGAUGAUGUCAGACUCCCUUUAGAGCGUUGGCUGGAUGAUCUUGACUACGCUUUAGACAUUGGCCGGCCGGCGUCAAAUCGGGAGGACGCAUGAGGCACUGCUACGGGUAGGGGGGGGGGGUGGGCGACACGUUGAGGUGGUCGCGCCUUAAGUGGAGCAAAGUAUUUUCGACCUUCAUGUUGUCAGUCCGACCGUCGCAAACGACGAUGUCUACCAUGUACUCCACGGCAUGAUGGGCGCAGGACGAUGAAUUACACAGGAAUUAAUCCAUAAUGACAGCAGACUUAGGCAGCAUUUGUCGCUUUCUCCGCCCUCAUUCACUUGAGCCCGGUAGCAAGACGUAGUCGGAACAAGGGGGGCGGAACCGAUGGCAGUAGAUAACAGAGCUAAAGAGACCGUCUGCGCAUGCUAUACACCUGGUUCGCGCACGAUGGGCUAGGAUUUCAGACAACACGAAAGGGAUGAGGUUCGGAUCCCAUCCAAGUGUGAGUACCAUGUAGACCGCUCCACAGGGCCAUUACAGCCCAACUUUUCCUCCUGAAAGGACCGAGGUAUGCCGUCAUUUGGCAGCCUUCCGAGCCAUGAAUUUCAGCGGAUUGUGAUCGUUUUAAAGCACGUCAGAUUCUUAUGUGAAGAAGGCGUUGAAGUACCGUGGUAGCGGAGUCCCCAAAGUCGACCCCACUCACUCUUCCCCCUUCCAUUUACAGUCCGUGCCAGUCAACCAUCUGAUGCUGAAAUUGGCGUAGGCCUGCGCCUUGGCGUCCCAUCACACCCCCUAUUGCGGAAUGUAUGAGGUGCACGGACUCUCCACUGCCAGGUUGACUCGUAUCGUGCCCUAAUCUGGCCCCCAUAUUGUCCAAUGCAUCUCUCGUACUGUUUUUGAUAGGGGCACAGAGCGAGAUGUCAGCAACAACCAGUAUUCUCAGUCGGUCACCCGUGGGAGUAUUAACCGGACCCAACGUAGCCUUACUUCGGUGAUCGGAUGUGAAACUGUGCUUCCUACGUGGUAUAGCCGUUGACUUUGACUUUUACAUAAUAUCACAGAACGGCGACCCUAUCUAAUAUCGGUGUUGCCUGUUUUGUCGAUCCAUGUUGUGGUAAUGGAGGACAAACAAACGGGAGGUUUACAGUCACGUUUGCCCGAAUAACUCGAGUCAGAAAUGCAGGCCUCGUUUUAACAGAUCUUUACCUCAAUCGCGGUGAAAUACAGCAUACUUUUGGCCAACGAGAAAGGUGGCGGUCCUAGUAAAAGACAUUCUCCACCUCCUGUCAUAUCAGUCUCACAAUGCCGCUUUAAGUAAGAACCUCCGUAUCACCAAUAGUAACAGAGAAGUGACUAGUUAAGCAUCGUCUAACAAGUAAUCGCUGGAUUUCAAACGCCCCAUCGUCGUCGUAUAAGAGGGUGUUUCGGACUUACAUGACCCUCCGUCACAAAUUAUCGGACGUUGAGCUCCAGCCUGUGGAACUGCAUUGAAGACGCCUCAGUCUUUGACAGUCACUUAUAUAUUCAGGUAAACUUGCGCUCUUAGCGCCUGACCGUCACCUGUCUCACCAGUCCACCAUUCGAUAGUCUCCACCAAUUUUCUUAUAUCUUUCAUAUUUUCCCUGCAAGCCAAAAAUAUGAUGUUUGGCCAUAGCUUCUGGUUCUCGUGGAAGUUGAUUAUCAUUCACCAAGUUUUAUGGUGAUUUCGAUCCUGAAGUAGCAUUUCUUAACUUAGUACAUACUUCUGAAGAUUGGUGCGGGGAUUUUUUUGACAAAUGUUAUGGGAACUCAAAAACUGUUUCCAAAAUGAAAAGGGAUUUCACUUUUCCAAAUUUCCCGGAGCUCAGUACUACCAAAACGACCCUCAACCACUAUCCACUCAUUGCCGACGUAAUUAACUCUCGAAACAAAGCCUUAGAUCACAAACUAUUAGAAAAGCCAAAUGUCGCUGCGCAGCAGAAUAGCUCUGCCAAAGUUACCCACACGACGAUGCGAAUCCUCAACUAUCAAUGGAAUGAUGAUUUCAAGACGAGUCCACCGUCCGGUUUUUUAUGAUCAGCACUCGAAUAAGCGGAUUUUUGCACUAAUCUCGUUGCCUCUUUUGUUGCAGGGUGAACGUAGGUACCAGUGGCACAUACGGCACAGUAUUCUACACUGAGGUAACUGAGGCUCAAAAGGUGGGUGUGGGUGGCGGAAACGAGAACGAGAAUGAAUGCAUUGAGCUCGUCUUCUGGCCGAUUGAGGAUGCUGACAAGUUGCUUUUCACUACAGAAACUGGGCCCUCUGUCCCCACGAGUUUGCUUUUCUCUGUUUUGUGGUUCCAGAAACACAUCCAGCCCCACUUACCCCCUGCUUCAUGA
Spirometra erinaceieuropaei is the source of this 12706-nucleotide messenger RNA. NCBI's taxonomy places the organism in Eukaryota, Metazoa, Platyhelminthes, Cestoda, Diphyllobothriidea, Diphyllobothriidae. The record is from the annotation of a GenBank genome assembly.